Messenger RNA from Mytilus californianus (California mussel), 2946 nucleotides. RefSeq names its product AMP deaminase 2-like. The transcript has 20 exons. Lineage: Eukaryota; Metazoa; Mollusca; Bivalvia; Mytilida; Mytilidae. Gene Ontology annotation, biological process: AMP metabolic process; IMP salvage. Gene Ontology annotation, molecular function: AMP deaminase activity. Gene Ontology annotation, cellular component: cytosol. Bases 118 to 2607 code for a protein of 829 amino acids. The record is from RefSeq and is a predicted model, not a curated record.
CGAGUUCUCUAAUGUUAGCUUGAUACGUAAAAAAUAAUUAGAGAAACUGCUGCUGUGAGAUGCAUUAUUAAUAUUCAUCAACUUUAGUUUUGUGUAUGAGGCUAAAUACAAGUUAAAAUGAACGGAAACAUAUCAAAUGACUUAAAGAAAAGACCAGCCGCCGCAGAAGGGCUGACUUCACCUACAUUUGCACCUGCUAAGUUAAAGUUCCCUAAACAUAUCCACAACCCUACAGAUGAUAAAUUUCAAGAAAUUGCUGAGUCUAUGUUAAGGAGAAAAACAGAUGGACCAGAACUUCAUUAUAAAAGCUCAGCACCGUAUGAGAUAGACGAAUAUCCGAUAGAAGAAAAUGAAAGCAAGAAUUAUUUUGAGAGACAACUGAGUACAAGACCAACAGGAUCUUUGGAGCAGAUAGCCGAAGAAAAGCCAGACUUGAAGCUCAAACUUCCACCUUUCCCACAGAGUGCAAAAGAACCAAAGACUAGAGAUAGUAAUACGCCAAAGUUUCCAUUUUUUGAAGACACAUUUUCCGAGUUUCCAGAAGUGAAAGAGGAAUAUGACCUGGCACCUGAUUUCCAGAGGAUUAACAUUAGUGGAGAAGAUACUAGUGGGGUUCACAUCAGUGACUUAGAACAUGCCUCCAAAGCACUUGUUAAAGCCUUGAUAUUGAGACAGAAAUAUAUGAUGUUAUCUCAUCAGAGUUUUCCUAAAAUAACAGCCAGGUUUCUACAGAAUCUUCUUGACAAUGAAGAUUUUAAAGGCAUGAAGGAAGGUUUUGCUGGAAAUUGCCUUAACCCUGAAGAUGCCGAUGGUUACAUGUAUUCCAAAGGGGUUUUGAAGUAUAGUUUUUGUAGAAAUGGUAAGAAGAGUCAUCCUAUAGAUCCUCCACCAAAGACAGGAGAUCCUUUUGAUGUACCUAUCCCAGACGGUGUUGGCUGUCGCCUUAAAAUGAAGCAAGGAGUGACCUAUGUAUAUGCUGACGAAGAAGCUCUUGCUAAUGAUAAACCCCUGGAGUUACCUUACCCUGUUCUUAAGUCAUUUAUAGCUGAUCAAAAUCUUAUGUACACUCUCAUCAGUGAUGGCCCAUUAAAAUCAUUCUGCUACAGAAGGUUGUGCUACUUAUCUGCCAAGUUUAAUAUGCAUAUAUUACUGAAUGAACUUAAAGAGUCUGCAGCACAGAAAGAAGUAUCACACAGAGAUUUCUACAAUAUAAGGAAGGUUGACACUCACAUCCAUGCCUCUUCCUGUAUGAAUCAGAAACAUUUGUUAAGAUUUAUCAAGAAAAAGAUGAAGACAGAAGAAAAUGAAGUUGUUUGUUUUGAUAAAAAGUUGAAUAAAGAAAUGACCCUGAAAGAGGUAUUUGAAACUCUACAGUUGUCAGCAUAUGAUUUGAACAUUGACAGUCUAGACGUACAUGCUGACAGAAACACAUUUCACAGGUUUGACAAGUUCAAUGCCAAGUACAACCCCAUUGGACAAAGUCGACUCAGAGAGAUUUUCAUUAAAACUGAUAAUUAUAUCAAUGGAAAAUACUUUGGUCAAGUCCUCAAGGAAGUGAUGAGUGAUCUGGAGGAGAGUAAAUAUCAGAAUGCUGAGUACAGACUCUCUAUUUAUGGUAGAUCUCGUGAUGAGUGGGACAAACUAGCUAAGUGGGCAGUAAGCCACAAAGUGUACUCAAAUAAUGUACGAUGGCUUAUCCAGGUGCCAAGAUUAUAUGAUGUAUACAAGUCAAAUAAAUUAGUAAACAGUUUCCAGGAUGUACUUGAGAAUAUUUUCUUGCCAUUAUUUGAAGUAACAAACGAUCCUAGUUCACAUCCAGAGUUACAUGCUUUCCUCAGAUAUGUAUCUGGAAUUGACUCUGUAGAUGAUGAAUCUAAAUCAGAACAUAUCCAGUUUACUAAGGAUACACCUGAACCAGAAGACUGGACUAGUAUGGACAAUCCUCCAUAUACAUACUACUUAUACUUUAUGUAUGCUAAUCUUGCUGUUCUAAACCACUUCAGAAGAGAAAGAGGAAUGCACACAUUUGUCCUGAGACCACAUUGUGGUGAGGCAGGAAAUGUUACACAUCUUGUAGCAGGAUUUCUAUUUGCUGAAAAUAUUGCCCAUGGCUUAGUACUAAGAAAGGUUCCUGUACUCCAGUAUCUGUACUAUAUGUCUCAGAUAGGGAUAGCUAUGUCACCGCUCAGCAAUAACUCACUAUUCCUCAACUAUCAGCGUAACCCACUGCCAGAAUACUUCAACAGAGGGCUGAAUGUAUCCCUGUCUACAGAUGAUCCACUGCAGUUCCAUUUCACUAAGGAACCAUUGAUGGAGGAGUAUAGUAUUGCUGCCCAGGUAUGGAAACUAAGUACUUGUGAUAUGUGUGAGAUCGCCAGGAACAGUGUUCUACAGAGUGGAUUUGAACAUGAGGUAAAACAGAACUGGCUUGGACUGAAUUACACCAAAGAAGGGGUAGCAGGAAAUGAUGUGACGAGAACAAAUGUUUCCAGUAUCCGUGUGGCAUAUAGAUAUGAAUCACUAGUGGAUGAGCUCCGCUGUAUCUCAAGUGGUGUAAAGUCAUAUGAUAAAUCUCGAAAAUCUGAAAACUCUUUGUCAUCCUCCUAGACUUUCAUAUAGACUUUCGGGUCUUUUGAGAAGAAGAAUUUGUUUUCUUUUUGUUAUCGUCUGCUUCCAUCCACAGCUUCUUUACAAUUCUAAAAAGAUUCGAUCAAACUUGAACAAAUCUUUAAGAGUGUUAUAUUGCACAACCUAAUGUUUUCUAAUAUCUUUUAUAUUUUAGUGUUUCCUUUAGCCAAAACAUGGACUUUUGCAUAGUUCAUAUGUGGUAUGCAUACCAUAUCUACAAGGUGGUUUGUAACUAUUAAAUUUCAUCUGUUGUUAAAACUGUUUUUGAGGAUUGGCAUGGCCAAGCAGGAAUGUCUACAUGGCUCAUACGAGUUAUAU